UUUACUCACUCGGUCUUCAUUCUACGAACGACGUUUGAAUGUGGCGUCACAGUGUGUAGCCAAUCAGAGUAGCUUCUGAUUGAGGUCCCGUAUAACACAUCACGUGACGUCCGACUCGAGUGCAAGUGCCGUCCUUCUGAUGAUGAUGAUGAUGAUGAUGCGAUGACGAGUAGUGAAGCACAAAAGUCUGUGCUUGAAGGGAAUGGAAUGUGUCUUUACGCGUGGGGUGCAAACAGUUACAGCCAAUUGUGCCUUCAACAUAAACAUGAUGAGACAGUGCCCACACAAUGUGUCAUACCACAUGAACUAUUCAAUCUUGAAUCAAUCAGUCAAAUUACAGGAGGUGCAGGACACACAGUUAUAGUGACAGGUGACGGGUGUGUGUUUGUUGCUGGUUGGAAUCGAGACGGUCAGUUGGGUUUGGGCUACUGUGGAGGUGACGACGUUGUGAUGCUGACACGUGUUCCUUGUGUUAUGAAAGUACGGAGUGUCACAUGUGGAUGGAAUCACACACUGGCAAUUAUGGACAAUGGAGAUGUCUUGGCGUGGGGCAGCAAUUGUUAUGGUCAACUAGGCAUUGACGUGCCAAACAAGCAAUGCAGCGUACCAACAAAAGUUGCUAAUUUGCCAGCAUGUGGAACAAUUGCUGCUGCAGCAGGUGUGAGACAUUCUCUAGCAAUAGCAGAUGAUGGUACACUGUGGGCUUGGGGGAAUAACAAGAGACAACAGCUGGGAAUGGACACAGGCAGAGAAACUAAACAAGCAUUACCAACACAAGUGAUGUUUCCAUCUGGAGUUUUUCUGAAACAAGUUUCUGCCGGUUUUUACCAUUCUGUUGCUGUGUCUGACGAUGGUAGGCUAUUUGCAUGGGGCUGCAAUCGUCAUGGACAAUGUGGCAUUUGUCAACCAUCUGAUAUCGUUAGUAGAGAAAGUCAGUCAAAGUCAAGUUGUUGUAGAGCUGUUGCUGGGGCUGCUAGUCAGUCCGAGAGGGCUCAGAAUGUUGUCAGUGUGCCUACUGAGAUUUGUGGUUCUAUACAACAAGUUUGUGUGACGGAAGUUUAUUGUGGAUGGAGCCAUUCGUUUGCUGUCUCAAAUGAGAGGAGGGUGUUUGCUUGGGGUAGAGCUGAUUAUGGUCAAUUGGGAGUAACAUUUGAAGACUUACCUUCGACCAUUUGUACGCCAACUGAAGUGGAGUGUUUGAAAGGAGUCCAAAAAAUGUGUUGCGGAUCAGAGCACAAUUUAGCUGUGAUGAAUGACAGUCGUCUUGUCAGUUGGGGUUGGAAUGAACAUGGAAUGUGUGGUACUGGUGAUGCUAUCAACCGCAACUCUCCUUCUCCAGUCACUAUCACAGAGACUGAUGUCAAGUCUUACAGAACACUGGCAAUAGGCUGUGGAGCUGGACACUCGUUGGCAUUACUUAGUCAUACUACUACACAACAUCACAAACUUUAAUUAAUUUUUCCUUUAAAAUUUUUAAAAUCCAAAUAUUGAUUAAUUUA
Molecule: messenger RNA, 1499 nt
Organism: Corticium candelabrum
Lineage: Eukaryota; Metazoa; Porifera; Homoscleromorpha; Homosclerophorida; Plakinidae
Product: secretion-regulating guanine nucleotide exchange factor-like
Exons: 11
Coding region: 163-1452 (429 amino acids)
Source: RefSeq, a predicted model, not a curated record